AUUGUUCGCCAUCGUAUACAUCGUGCAAAUAAUGUACGUAUUUAACCUCGAUAUACAAACGUUAUAUAUAAACAAGAAACAAAAAUUUUCUUUGUUGUAUUAAAAGCGAAUAACAUCAACACAGUCUGGAGAUACCUGUGUUAUUUACGCGCGCUUUAACGCACAUGCUAUCCCCUAUGGGAUGUGUACCAACUAGCUACAAUACUAUAUUCGAAUCUCGUUACAAAUCGAUACAUCGAAAGUCGACAUUUCCAACAAUACCGGUAUAAGACGUAUUUAUCGCAUUUGUCGUGCUUGUUGUCAGUGUAGAGACGUAUGUACGUGAUAAAUAUAAGUAUUUUUUCGUUUUUAAUAUUAUAAUUUUAAUAUUAGUACAUAAUUUUGUAACACGAUAUUGCUUCUAUUAAAUAUUCAGAGUUCAUAUCGCGACGUUAAAAAAUGUCUAAGAUAUUCACGCCAACGAACCAAAUAAGAUUGACAAAUGUUGCGAUUGUACGAAUGAAAAAAACUGGUAAAAGAUUCGAAAUAGCAUGUUAUAAAAACAAAGUCGUUUCAUGGAGAAACAAACUAGAAAAAGAUAUAGACGAAGUGCUUCAAACUCACACGGUUUUUACAAACGUAUCUAAAGGUCAAGUAGCCAAAAAGGAAGACCUUAUAAAAUCAUUUGGUACAGACGAUCAAACAGAAAUUUGCAAAGAAAUUCUUGCAAAAGGUGAACUCCAAGUUUCUGACAAAGAAAGACAUCUAGCUCUAGAUUCCAUGUUCAAAGAUAUUGCUACUACGGUUGCUGAUAAGUGUGUAAAUCCUGAAUCAAAAAGACCAUAUCCAGUAUCAAUGAUAGAAAAGGCUAUGAAAGAUGUACAUUUUUCGGUUAAACCAAAUAGAAAUGCAAAACAGCAAGCUUUGGAUGUUAUUCCACAACUUAAAGCUGUUAUGCCAUUAGAACGAGCACAGAUGAGACUAAAAGUUACAAUAUCUGGCAAAGAAGCAAGAAAGUUAAGAGAAAAAAUUAUUAAAUUGGCAACAAAAGUAGAAAGCGAAAAUUGGGACAAUGGAACAUUAGAUUUAAUCUGUCUAAUAGAUCCUGGCCAGUUCAGAGAAAUAGAUGAACUAGUAAGAUCUGAAACAAAACGAACUGGAUUAUUAGAAUUGCUGAAUUUAAAAGAAAUUGCAGAAGGAGAUGAAGUUUUAGAAUAAAUCAUAAAAAAAAGUAAAGAUACCUUUAAUUAUAUAAAAUGUAUCUUGUUUUAAGUUGUUAAAAAAAUAGUGCACAGAAAUGUUAUAUCUUGUACUGUACAAGUUUUGGUGCUAUAAGAUUUAAAAGAUAAACGUAUUAUUUAAUUUUGCACUAUUGUAAUGUAAACAUUCAUAAAACUUUUUAUGUAUUUAUUAGGUUACUCAGCUAAGAAAAUUAUUUACAAUUAAAUAUACAAAUAGUUUUUAUUAAUAA
Molecule: messenger RNA, 1450 nt
Organism: Vespula pensylvanica (western yellowjacket)
Lineage: Eukaryota; Metazoa; Arthropoda; Insecta; Hymenoptera; Vespidae
Gene: Sbds
Product: ribosome maturation protein SBDS
Exons: 2
Coding region: 439-1197 (252 amino acids)
Biological process (GO): ribosome biogenesis; cytosolic ribosome assembly
Source: RefSeq, a predicted model, not a curated record